Messenger RNA from Tetrahymena thermophila SB210, 432 nucleotides. Its product is annotated as kazal-type proteinase inhibitor 1. NCBI's taxonomy places the organism in Eukaryota, Ciliophora, Oligohymenophorea, Hymenostomatida, Tetrahymenidae. The transcript has a single exon. Gene Ontology annotation, molecular function: protein binding. The record is from RefSeq and is a predicted model, not a curated record.
AUGAACAAAUUAUUAUUAAUUGCUGCUUUAUUCUGCUUAGCUACUGCUCAAACUGUUCAAGAAUGUCCUACUGACGGCUCUGUAUUAGAAUGUGUCAUUUAAGAUUCUCCUGUAUGUGGUAUCAGAAGCUUAACUAAUGGAAAACAAAUCAAGGAAACUUUUGCUAACUAUUGCGCUGCUUGUAAUGUUGGUAAAGUUGAGUAUACUGUCUCCGGAAAAUGUGAAAGCUAUCCUGCUUAAGCCUAGUUCUGUUCACCUGCUUAAUCUAAUGCUGAAAUCUGUACUAUGAUUUAUGAUCCUUAAUGUGGUUACUUCAACUAACAAGUUAACUGUUUGGUCCCUCCUUGUAACAUUGACUAGUACAACAGAUGCAAGACCUGCUCAACUCAAAAUGUACUUUACACUAUUAAAGGUAAAUGUCCCUCACAUUGA